AUGGCUGAAGUCCCAGAGUAUUACGAUUCCGGCCCAGUAGAAGGAGAUCUGGAGUAUGAGGUAGUCGACCUACCAACGUCUCUUAAAGUGGCUCAAGAUGCCGAAGCUGACACCAUGGCAGAGGUAGGCCCGGAGCUACCUGUAGAGAUUGACCAGGAACCCCAGCCAGAGACGAAGGAAAAAGACCUCGAAGAAGUGGGGGCGCGAGAGAAUGUACACCUACACGUAAAACCAACCAGCACGUCCAAGGAGGAGAUUCCCGAGGAGUCUGAGAGAGACCUUCCUAGCGAGACUGAUCCAGGGAUGCCGCAGGAGGCAAAGUCAGAGACAUUGAGAGAGAUGGGAGGAGAGCUUUUCAAGGAUUUGGAGGUCCUUAUGGAUGAUAAGGAGGAGCCAGAUUUAGAGCCACCGGAGGAGGCCAAAUUAGAUGUUACGGAGGAUGUACUUAUAGAGUCAGAUAAGGAAACAGAUCCAGAGCCACCAGAGGAGACAGAGUCUGAAGAUUCAGGGGCGUCAAUCAGUGAGACAAGAUUAGAGUUGCUAGAACAGACCAUACUGGAGGUUCUGGAGGAUUCAUUGAAAGAGCAAUAUGAAGAAACAGGUCCAGAACCUCCGGACCAGACCAAACCUGAAUUUCCAAGUGAGAAACUAAGAAAAUCAAUUGAAGAGGCAGAUCUACAGCCGCCAAAGAUGACCACUAAACCAGAGGUUCCACAGGAGAUACAAAGAAAAGCAACUGAGGAGAAAGAGACAGAGCCACCUGAACAGACUAAACCAGAGUUUCCAAAGGAGAAACAAAGUAAGUCUACUGAGGAGGCAGGUGUAGAACCACCAGAAGAGACUAAACCAGAGAAUCCAGAGGAGGACCAAAGAAAAUCAACUGAGAAGAAAGAGACAGAGCCACCUCAGCGGACCAAAUCAGAGUUUCCAGACCAGAAACCAACUAAGUCUAGUGAAGAGAGAGGAAGAAAGUCAACUGAGGAGAAAGUUCCAGAGCCACUUGAAGAAACCAAAUCAGAAUUUCCUGAGGAAAAAUCAAGAAAAUCAAUUGAGGAAACAGGUCUAGAGCCAUCAGAAAAGACCAAACCAGAAGUUGAAGAGGAGACCCAGAAAGAGUCAACUAAAGAACCAAGAAAAUCAACUGAGGAAACAGAUCAAAUGCCACCACAGAAGACCAAACCAGAGGUCCAAGAGAAGACACAAACAGAGGAAACUAAAGAGAAAGAUCUAGAAUUACCAGAUAAAGCCCAACUACCACUAAGAAUAGUGUCAUAUACAGAAUUUUUCAAGGAAGAUAGGGCAAAACCAGUCAAAUUUAAGUAUUCCCUAGACAAGGAUGAGCUAGAACAUUCUGACUAUCAAACGAGAAAGUGGUCAUUAAAAGAAACCAAGAAAGCUAAAAAAGAGUCUAUGUUCGGGUCUCUCACAAUAAGUGAAGUAGACUCAGUGAGUGUAAGUUAUGAGUUUUCUAAGGAUUUUAAAGGACUGUUUGAGGUUACCGAUAUCAGUGAUGAUUUAUACCCUUACCUCUCAGACUCUCAGAGGGAUUUGAGAGAGUCUUUUAGUGAAAAAGUUGUAGCUUUGUCCCCGGAGUUGAAACAGGUACAUGAAGAUGAAGAAACCCAGCCAAAAGGAAGUGCUGAGCUACAAUUUGAGUAUCUUAAAUGGAGCCCAGAGAAAGUUGCAGAGUGGAUUAGUGAGCUAGGCUUCCCUCAAUACAAGGAAUGUUUUACCACAAACUUCAUCUGUGGUCGAAAGCUCAUUCAUGUAAACUGUUCAAACCUCCCUCAGAUGGGGAUAACUGAUUUUGAGGACAUGAAGGCAAUUUCUCGGCAUACACGGGUGCUCCUGGGAAUUGAAGAGCCAUUGUUCAGUCGCACCAUCGCCCUGCCCUACAGGGACAAUAUUGGCUUAUUUUUAGAGCGAAAAGGUCAUAGUGGGGUAAAAUCUGAUUCCUUGACCUUCUCUGAAUUUGUGCAAGCAGCAGGAUUACAGGAUUAUGCUCCAAAAACAACCGCCCCUGAAGAGAAUGAAGCAUUGCAUUAA
Messenger RNA from Odobenus rosmarus divergens (Pacific walrus), 2046 nucleotides. RefSeq names its product sterile alpha motif domain containing 15 (gene SAMD15). The record is from RefSeq and is a predicted model, not a curated record. Gene Ontology annotation, molecular function: protein binding. The transcript has 5 exons. The coding region runs from base 1 to 2046 and encodes 681 amino acids. NCBI's taxonomy places the organism in Eukaryota, Metazoa, Chordata, Mammalia, Carnivora, Odobenidae.